Molecule: messenger RNA, 576 nt
Organism: Mastomys coucha (southern multimammate mouse)
Lineage: Eukaryota; Metazoa; Chordata; Mammalia; Rodentia; Muridae
Product: rho-related GTP-binding protein RhoH-like
Exons: 1
Coding region: 1-576 (191 amino acids)
Biological process (GO): small GTPase-mediated signal transduction
Molecular function (GO): GTPase activity; GTP binding
Source: RefSeq, a predicted model, not a curated record
AUGCUGAGCUCUAUCAAGUGUGUGUUGGUAGGGGACAGGGCUGUGGGAAAAAGCUCACUGUUGCUGCACUUCACCUCCGAGAACUUCCCAGAGGCCUACAAACCCACUGUGUAUGAGAAUACGGGUGUAGACGUCUUCCUGGAUGGCAUCCAGAUCAGCCUGGGUCUCUGGGACACUGCCAGCAUUGAUGCCUUCAUAAGCAUCUGCCUCCUGUCCUACCAGCAGGCAGAUGUGGUACUGAUGUGCUACUCUGUGGCCAAGGAUAGCUCAUUCCUGAACUUGAAGAACAAAUGGAUUAGUGAGAUCAAGAGCAACCUACCCUGUACCCUGGUGCUGGUUGUGGCCACACAGAUGGACCAAAGAGAGAUGGGACCUCAUAGGGCUUCCUGCAUCAAUGCCAUAGAAGGGAAGAGACAUGCUCAGGAUGUGAGAGCCAAGGGCUACCUGGAGUGCUCAGCCCUUAGCAACGGGGGAGUACAGCAGGUAUUUGAAUGUGCUGUCCAAAGAGCUGUCAACCAGGCCAGGACAAGAAACAGAAAGAAGCUGUUUUCCGUCAAUGAAUGCAAGACCUUCUAA